AUGCUCCACCCAAGAUCGCGCAAGAUCCAAAAGAAUGGUGCCGAUCAACCAUGCAUCUUUGUCCAUGCCGGUGCUGGUUAUCACAGCUUGCAGAACGAAAGAAUCCACCUCCAGGCCUGCAACGAGUACGUCAACCCUGUACCUAUGCUCAAUCUCCCGCUAAUUCGAGCAGUNGCUGCGAAGGCAGCCAUGGUAGUUCUACGUACUGGUGGGACUGCUCUUGACGCCAUCGAGAUUGCUGUCAAGGUUUUGGAAGAUCGUGAGAUAACCAAUGCUGGCUAUGGAAGCAAUCUUGCAGUAGAUGGAGUUGUCGAGUGUGAUGCUACCAUUGUCGAUCAUUUUGGUCGUAGUGGAGCUGUGGGAGCCGUCUCACGUUCGUCCUUCCAACAUAUCAACACCUCUCAACACCGAGCUGACACUACACANGAAAUAAAGAACCCAAUCUCAUUGGCUCGCACACUCCUGGACCGCAGCACGCAGUUACUCACUUUACGUCGGGUUCCUCCAAACCUGCUGGUUGGCCAAGGAGCCAUCGAGUUUGCUGCAAGCGUGGACAUGCCAAUCCUACCCUAUGAUGCCCUGGUCUCUCCUGCUGCAAAAGAACGUUGGCUGAAGUGGAAGAACGACCUCAAUGCUGUGGAGAAAAACAGAAGAAGCUCUGCGCCUCAAUCAUCCAGCUCACUUACAGCGCUAGCACCGAAGCACCUGUUGAGCAUUGACCCAGAAGACCGUGUGCGGGAACAGAUGCGUAGAGCACACACACGUGCUCUUGAAGCUGGAGUCUGGAACGAAGCACAACCCAUUACGCCACUCCCAUCAUCAGAUUCUCUUAAUCUGCCAGGUCAGAUACCGAGAGCCCAAGCCAACGGCUUACAAGCACCUACUCCUACCAGAGUCCCGACUAGGUAUCCCGCAGAGCCACUGUUGGUCUAUUCUGACCCCUACGGUCCCCCAGGACCCCGUCCAGUCUACAGCAGCUCUCCUUUGGCCACCAAUGGCCGGAGAGUCAACGACGGUCACUACUCAGGUAACUACUUUGCAGAGCACUUCUCGUCAACCGACACAAUGCACAUGGACGACUACCAGAACUUUUCUGGUCUAUACAGCUCGCGGUAUAGUGAUCGCCAUGACGGUUCUUCGGGCGGUUCAGCACAGGAGUCUGGCUCCACAUCAUCUGAGUCUUUGCAGUUGCCGUCAAUCACACCAAGUCCAGAACUCCAACCCACUCUGACAGAUUUACCCAUUCUGGGAGGCGCUGGAAACCAAUCACAUUCGCAAAACGAGCAAGCCACAGAGCCAUUAUCGUCCGAGCCAUCGGAUUCAAUCCUAUUUCCACCUCCUGCGCCACGUACAGACGAGGAAGAUCACAUUACGGAUACUGUUGGAGCCAUCGCUAUCGACAGCUAUGGAAACAUCGCUUGUGGUGCGUCAUCUGGAGGUAUCGGAAUGAAGCAUCGUGGCCGUAUUGGACCUGCUGCUCUGGUCGGUAUUGGGUCCGCUGUCAUACCUGUCGAUCCAGACGACAAGGAUCGGAAUACAGUCGCCGCAGUGACGAGUGGAACGGGUGAGCAUAUGGCUACCACCAUGGCUUCGACAGUGACAGCCGAACGCCUCUUCUACAGUGUGAAGAAGACACCAACUGGAAUUGUCGAGACUGACGACGCCGAUGCGAUCAAAUCGUUCAUCGAACGUGACUUUAUAGGUGAGGCAAGCAAAGCUUAUGCUUGA
Messenger RNA from Aureobasidium musti, 1728 nucleotides. The record is from the annotation of a GenBank genome assembly. NCBI's taxonomy places the organism in Eukaryota, Fungi, Ascomycota, Dothideomycetes, Dothideales, Saccotheciaceae.